This is a messenger RNA of Candoia aspera, 1580 nucleotides long. RefSeq names its product patatin like phospholipase domain containing 4 (gene PNPLA4). Gene Ontology annotation, biological process: lipid homeostasis; triglyceride catabolic process. The transcript has 8 exons. The record is from RefSeq and is a predicted model, not a curated record. Bases 224 to 1309 code for a protein of 361 amino acids. Lineage: Eukaryota; Metazoa; Chordata; Lepidosauria; Squamata; Candoiidae. Gene Ontology annotation, molecular function: triacylglycerol lipase activity; retinyl-palmitate esterase activity. Gene Ontology annotation, cellular component: cytoplasm; membrane; lipid droplet.
UUGGAUCUUAUGAUUCUAGGACUCUUAAUGUAUAUCUGCUAUCUUUCAUAUUGAUUUUCUUACACAACUAGUUUAUUGGUUUGCGACAUCUUGACAACCAUUUGUUGUUUAAGUUUUUACCAGGAAAUAUCAAGAACGUCGUAUCUGUAUUCUUCCUAAAUAGCAUUACCUGAUAAUCCUUUAAUUGCCUUAUUUAUUUAUUUUUUGAUGGGCAGCAAGAUGAAUGUUCUUCAAGCUCAACUCAUUUUCUGAAUUUAAAGGCAUGUGGGCUACCAAGAGGAUAUAUAGAUCCCCAAGACAGUGGCUGCGGUUGAAGCAAGAUGGACUGCACAAUUCUCUAUGUAGAGCCACAAGCUUUGAGAAUUCUGGUCAGUGUUAUGUUUUACAAGCGCUCCAUCUUUUAUCCACGUGUACUGUCUCCCAAUUUCAAAAGACAUGGUUCAUAAUGGAUACGACAACUGAUCUCAGUGUAACAGAGGAAAGUAGAGUAAAUAAGAAAUCAUCCAAGUCACUAGAUGGUGGAAGACACCUUGAGAUAGAAGCAACGAUGAAACAUCUCAACUUAUCCUUUGCAGCCUCUGGCUUUCUGGGGAUCUACCACUUGGGGGCAGCAUCUGCCCUUUGCAGACAUGGUAAGAAGUUAUUGAAGAUUGUGAAGGCCUUUGCAGGAGCAUCUUCUGGAGCUUUGACUGCCACUGUUCUUUUAACGGUGCCAGAAAGUAUUGAGACGUGUACAAAUAUUACCUAUCAACUGGCUGAAGAUACUAGAAAAUUAUAUUUUGGAGCAUUAACACCCGGCUAUGAUCUCAUGACAAAACUUGGGGGCUACAUUGAUUCAAUCCUCCCCCCUAAUGCCCAUGAGAUAGCAGAAAAUCGCCUCUUUGUAUCAGUCACUAGUACUAAAAAUGGAAAAAAUUAUUUGCUUUCAAAUUUUGCCUCCAGGGAAGAUCUUAUUAAGGCUUUGUUAGCCAGCAGUUUUAUUCCUCUCUAUGCGGGACUUAAUGCAGUGGAUUAUAAAGGACAGAAAUGGAUUGACGGUGGCUUAACCAAUGGCCUCCCUAUCUUGCCAAAAGGACGAACUGUGACUAUUUCUCCUUUUUGUGGCCGACUAGACAUCUGCCCACAAAACAAAGGACGAGUGGAUAUUUAUGCCAAAGUUGCAAAGCAAGACAUCAUGUUAUCCAUCACCAACUUUGUAAGACUUCAUCAGGCUCUAUUUCCACCAAGCCAGGAGAAAAUGGAAUCGCUACAUCAAGAUGGAUAUGAUGAUGCCAUACAUUUUUUAUUGAAGGAAAAUUGGUUUGAAUAGAUUAUAUAUGAUGAAAAAAAAAAAAAAAAGAUGGCUUGUCAACAAAAAACUCCAAGCCCCCCACAGAGCCCAAAGGGCUAAUGCCACCAUUUCUGUUUAUCUUACAAGAAUACCAUAGAGUUUUCAUUCGUUGUUGCCAAACAAGUGUUUUAUAUAUUGAUGUGCUGGACUGAAUUUGUAGACGGUUUCAAAUGUAGUGGAGAUGUACUUGGCAUAGAAGAUAAGCUGCUGCUUAGAAAAGAUUAAGAGAAAUCAAAACUUUAGUUCUUUU